Molecule: messenger RNA, 1188 nt
Organism: Penicillium lagena
Lineage: Eukaryota; Fungi; Ascomycota; Eurotiomycetes; Eurotiales; Aspergillaceae
Exons: 1
Coding region: 1-1188 (395 amino acids)
Source: RefSeq, a predicted model, not a curated record
AUGGAUGCUGUCAAUUGGACUUUCCAAUACCACGGAUCUCCCUCUGGGACCAUUCUCGCCGAUGAAAUUCAGCACAACCUAGCUCCAUAUAUGGGGAGCGAACUUUGCACCGCCGUCGAGACAGCAUACUCGCUUAUUUACAUGUAUCAAGUCUUGGGUGACAACAUGUUCGCUGAUCGCGCUGAACGUACUAUCUUCAAUGCCUUGCCAGUCAUGCUCACUGGCAACAAGUGGGCUCACCAGUACAUGGACCAGCCCAACCAGCCAUGGGCUGUUAACAACACCCAGGAUUUUAUUGCGAAUGCUCCUCACGUAUUUACAACAGCCAAUAGUGGUGUUGCAACCACUUAUGGAAUGGAGCCUCUCUAUCCCUGCUGCACUGUCAAUCAUCCACAAGGAUAUCCGAAGUUCACAACUAAUAGCUGGGCCCGUGUUGGCGACAACGGCUUAGUUCAUGCUCUCCUCAGCCCAUCGACGGUGACAACAACGGUUGCAGGAUCGGACGUCAGCAUCAAUUGCGACACUACAUAUCCCUUUGGCAAUACCCUGACCUACACCAUUAUUGCCAAGAAUGAUUUCGACUUCUAUAUUCGCGUUCCUUCGUGGAUUAACACUGCAUCCUCGGAGCUGGUAGUCAAUGGUGCUUCAUCCUCCCCCUCGCCCAAUAGUAACGGUCUUCACCUUGUCGCUAUCAAGACCGGCAAAACAACUGUCAAAUAUACGAUCGACGCAGCGCUCCGAACUGAGAGCCGAUCUAACAACACCGUCGCCGUCUACUAUGGAAAUAUCCUCUAUGCCCUGGAUGUAGGUUUCCAAGAGACCUCAUCAUACCCGCACGCCUACUUCGACGCAACGGGGCCCGGAAUCGAAGACCUCCCUUACCCCGAGCUGCGAGAUUAUUAUAUUAGCAACUCAUCGACCUGGAAUGUUGCGAUUGAUCCGUCAACCCUCAAGUAUCACGGCAUGGGCAAAGACACGACCCUGGCAGAUCCCAUCUUUGCGCAAGCGGCACCACCUAAUUUUAUAACUGUUCAGGGUUGCAUUGUUACUUGGGAUUUGUACCUGGAUGCUACACCUGAGUGGGCUCCGACCAACACAGCCUGCCUGGGAGGUAAAAAGGAGUACAAGUUGAGACCUUACGGAGCUGUCAAAGUGCACAUGUCCGAAUUGCCUACCGUCAAACUUUGA